GUCACCUAAAAAAGAUUAAUUUGAGGAAGAGGAAGAAAGUCCCCUAAUCCCUAAUUCGCAGAUGGCGAUGGCGAUGGCGAUGGCGAUGGCGUUCUCCCCAGCAAUCAUGGCUUCGAAGACUCACAUCCUCUGCCUCACACACACACAACCCUCACUCUCUCUCACUCCGCUCCGCCGCAACUUCAAUCCCCCAAUUGUCGCCGCCGAGGGAGCACAGCACCUUCUGGAAGGCUCCACCCGCACCCUCACCAGCCUGUCCGGGAUGGCCCUACUCUCCCUCAGAGCCUUCUGCCACAAGCUUCUUCCUCCGAUGACGAUGUCCAUGUCCAUGUCUUCGGUAGGGCCUCUGUUCUUCGCGUCGCUGACGGACAGGCCUAGCGGGUACCUGAACACGCCGCUGACGGUGGUGGCUGCGGGGCUAGCGAAGUGGCUGGACAUAUACAGCGGCGUUCUGAUGGUUAGGGUUCUGCUGAGUUGGUUCCCCAACAUUCCGUGGGAGAAGCAGCCACUGUCUGCCAUGAGAGACCUGUGCGAUCCCUACCUGAACCUCUUCCGCAACAUCAUUCCCCCUGUGUUCGACACCCUCGACGUCAGCCCCCUCCUCGCCUUUGCCGUCUUGGGCACCCUCGGCUCCAUUCUCAACACCACUGUCGCCUAGUUACAAAUUCAGCACCAUGCCUUAUCCUGUAUCUGCUUUUUUUGAGUAUUCUGCUUAUAUUUACUGUUACACUGGUGAUUCUGAUGAUGGUGAAAGUAUGGGUAUGGAAGUGCCACUACAUCAUUUCCCUAUAGUUACAGGUAUUUUGGUCACUCAGUUUAUGUUAUGCUCUUUGCUACUGUUCUAGAGUCAUUAUUAUUAUUAUUAUUAUUUAUUACAAACAGUUAGUUUAAUUUAAC
This is a messenger RNA of Arachis stenosperma, 897 nucleotides long. Its product is annotated as ylmG homolog protein 1-1, chloroplastic-like. Lineage: Eukaryota; Viridiplantae; Streptophyta; Magnoliopsida; Fabales; Fabaceae. Gene Ontology annotation, biological process: chloroplast fission. The record is from RefSeq and is a predicted model, not a curated record. The transcript has a single exon. The coding region runs from base 62 to 658 and encodes 198 amino acids. Gene Ontology annotation, cellular component: membrane.